AUGCAGAAUCCAGAAUUGGGUGAUUACAUUGGCGUGGAGAGUUGUGUUGAUAUGAAAACUGACCUGGACACGGACGUCUCCAGUCGGAGUAUUAAUAAUCGGCGGCGGGGAAUUAAGCGAGAUACGGCGGAGAAAAUUUAUCCGCCACCAAUUCCGUGGCUGGCGCGCACUGGAAAUUUGCCAUCUCACAUGCUGAUGCCGUGGGUGAUGAAAAAGUAUUAUACUAGUGAUGGGAGAUUAAUUAUCAGAGAAGAAAAAGUGAAGCGCCAUGAGUAUUUUGAAGCGCACAGGUCCAAUGGGAGGCUUGUACUGAAUUUAAUCCCCUUUGACGACGAAGUUGACGAAGACGACGAUGAUCAGAUCGAUGAAAUUGACGGACAUGAUACGAUAACAGAAGAAGAUCAGAUGGAGGAGAAUGAAACAAUGGUGAUGGAGGAGUCUGAUCAAUGUGGAGCUGGGACCGGGUUCUGUAGUAUGGGAGCAAACCCAAAAGGGUUUGCGGUGGCAGCGCCACCGCUUCGGCCAGUUCAUAGCUAA
Molecule: messenger RNA, 537 nt
Organism: Fraxinus pennsylvanica
Lineage: Eukaryota; Viridiplantae; Streptophyta; Magnoliopsida; Lamiales; Oleaceae
Source: the annotation of a GenBank genome assembly